AUGCAUCACUAAAGAUUGAACAUGUCUCCUUUAGUCACUCUGCUAAUCGCUACACCUGUACCGUGAGGGUACCUAGUGUCUACCCACCAGUAGAGGCAAAAGGCCAAGGAACACUGCUACAGGUUUAUGAAUCUCCUAAAAUUUCUGUUCUGGAUGGUCCUUUGGUUGUUGAUAAAGAAUCCGUCCUCAACUGCUCAGGCAACAGUUUGUUCGCUGAGGACAUCUUCUUUUCAUUGGCAUGCUCAGGAACAAACAAUUUUACAGGAGUUGCUAGACUGUGGAAGAAUAAUAAUGGCAUUUCUGUUGCCACCAGCCAGUUUAAGCUGGUUCCAAGAGUGGAAGACCAUGGGUCUGUUUGCAGCUGUGAGAUUAAUCAUAACACCUUCAGACAACCAAUUAAAAGUCAUAUCAAACUAAAUGUUAUGUAUGGACCACAUGAUUCAAUAGUAACAUACAAGUUGAAUACCAUGGAUAAUUACCUUCCUAUCAACCAUAGUGAAAUCAGUGCUGUCAUCGGUUCAUCCUUGUUACUGAAUUGCUGUAUGAUGAGUAACCCCGCUUCCACUGUCAUGUGGACAAAAGUCAAGGGAAGUCCAAAUGGAACAUUACAAAAUGACAUUGGAUUAAACUGUGCAGAAAUACAGAUACAUUUAAAAUUUGAAGAUGAGGGAAUCUAUUGCUGUGUGGCGUACAACAACUACGGUAGCAGAAACACAAGCAUUCGGAUUAAAGCAAUUCAUGAAACCAAUUAUAAAUAUUAUCAACUUUAUUAUGCUGUGGUCCCCGUAACUGCAGUCAUCAUUACGAUGAUAGUGUUUUUUUGCCUGAUCUGCAAGAGGCAACGGAAAGAUCCGGUAAAUGUAUCGGCUGAGCUGAGUUCAAGAACCAUGGGCAGGAGUGAAAAUUGCAGCCAUGAGAUAGAUACAGUAUAUGCAGUAGUCAGGAAAAAGAGCCAGCCAAACAACAGACAGUAUCCAACAGAAGCUACCUUUGUUGAUGAAGGUAAUAGUGAAGAAGAAGAAGUCUCCUAUGCAGACAUUGUUAUUCAUAGUCCAAAACGUCUCUAUAACCAAAAGCUCAAGCAAGCUGCUGAUGUAACAGAGAAAAAUACCAAACAGGAGCUCCAAUAUUUUUAUGGUUCAUCUCCUCGCCAUCAAGUUGAUGAUACUUCUGAAUAUUCAGCAGUACGAGUUUCACGCCAGGAUUUGAUAACUGCAUGACUGCAGAACCCUGAGUUUAUCUUUCAGCCAUUUUACAGUAUCUUGAAUAAACUGACCAUCAGUGGCUACACAGAGCAACAGGCAGAAUGAUUUAUUAAUGGAGUGAGAAUCUACAAUCAAUGCAAACGCCAAAUGGAAAGGAUUCAACAAAAGACUGGAUCACUUUAUAGUUGUUACUGGUGUUAUGUUAAGCAUCCAUUGUUCAAUUUUUUCAGGUCUUGGAAGUCUGUUAAGAGUCAAAAAUUUCAUAAGGUGCUUUUUAGCCCCAGUUUUUCUCUUGUAAAAGACAAAAUGAUUUGGAGGCUGAACUUCCUUAGGUGCUGGCAACUCCAUGAGUAACUCAACAAAUUGGCUAUUUUCUGUAAGAGUCUUAAAAUGCAGCCGCUCAGGAGCCGAAAUGCAGAUCUUCCAUUAACUACAAGGCAAUGGCAAACUGUUCUUACCCAUUGUCCUUGGAGUUUACGUGACGAGGCAUCGGGUGUUCCUCUGACUUUUCCACUCUAUCCAGUCCUGGAGCCAAAAACAGUGGUCAAUGACCUCCCAUUGAGGGUCAGUACUGGAACACUUCGACCCAAGUGGUUCAGCACUGUGCUGGACUGUGUAACAGCAGCGGGCUAGUGAGAGAUUUAAACACAGUCAAGCAGCUGAUUCAGCGGCAAAAUUAUUUGCAUGGAGUGUACUUAAACACUUGCAAAAAUAUGUGAACAUGAAUGAGAUUCACAGAUAAAGCAUAAA
Molecule: messenger RNA, 1955 nt
Organism: Hypanus sabinus (Atlantic stingray)
Lineage: Eukaryota; Metazoa; Chordata; Chondrichthyes; Myliobatiformes; Dasyatidae
Exons: 9
Coding region: 423-1220 (265 amino acids)
Source: RefSeq, a predicted model, not a curated record